AUCCCGGAGACAGUCUAGGGAGCAGUUUUCUGCUUGGUGUCUUGGUGUGGAGGGAGGAGGACGCCUGGGUCUCCAAAAUGGCAUCGGAGGACUCUGGCAUCCCAGGUUCCAGACUUCCUCGGGUUUGAGAGCCGGGUUCUUGCAAGCUUUAGUUUCCAUCAACUUCUUCCAUUUGCUAGUUCUGCCUGCCCUCCCUCUCUCAUGAGCCUCCGGACUCCCCGCCGGGUCCUGGGCUCACCAGCCUCACUUUUCAUCCGUACCAGAUUCCUGAGGGACGCCCUCCUUUGGAGGGGCCGCCUUGUGUCGGAGAAUGGGAGCCACCCCGAGGAGGUGAGCCCAGAGGAGCAGCCAGAGGAGGCGGGAGCCGACGCGAGUGCAGAGGAGGAGCAGCCCCGGGAGGAGGAGGAGGAGGAGGAAGAGGCCGAGGCGGUCGAGUACCUGGCCCAGUUGCCGGAGCCGCUGCUGCUGCGCGUGCUGGCCGAGCUGCCAGCCUCGGAGCUGGUGCAGGCCUGCCGCCUGGUGUGCCUGCGCUGGAAGGAGCUGGUGGACGGCGCCCCACUGUGGCUGCUCAAGUGCCAGCAGGAGGGGCUGGUGCCCGAGGGCUGCGCAGAUGAUGAGCGGGACCACUGGCAACAGUUCUACUUUCUGAGCAAGAGGAGGCGCAACCUGCUGCGUAACCCGUGCGGGGAAGAGGACUUGGAGGGCUGGUGUGACGUGGAGCACGGUGGGGACGGCUGGAGGGUGGAGGAACUGCCCGGAGACAGUGGGGUGGAAUUUACCCAAGAUGACAGCGUUAAGAAGUACUUCGCCUCCUCCUUCGAGUGGUGUCGCAAAGCGCAGGUCAUUGAUCUGCAGGCCGAGGGCUACUGGGAGGAGCUGCUGGACACCACCCAGCCCGCCAUCGUGGUGAAAGACUGGUACUCGGGCCGCACGGAUGCCGGCAGCCUGUACGAGCUCACCGUGAGGCUGCUGUCGGAGCACGAAGAUGUGCUGGCGGAGUUCAACACCGGGCAGGUGGCAGUGCCGGAGGAAGGCGGCUGGAUGGAGAUCUCCCACACCUUCACCGACUACGGGCCAGGCGUCCGCUUUGUCCGCUUCGAGCACGGAGGGCAGGACUCGGUCUACUGGAAGGGCUGGUUCGGGGCCCGGGUGACCAACAGUAGCGUGUGGGUGGAACCCUGAGCGACCCCUACCCCCAGCCGCCCUCUAGGGGCAGAAGCCUGGGGUAGAAAGGCCUUAAUUUAGUUGGUAGCAUCCUCACCUGCCUCAUCCACGCCUUGCACCUGCCUCUCCCCCGCCCCUUCCUCCAGCCUGGUCCCUGCGGGAGAGAAGGAUUUGUUGCUUUAUUGUGGGAUGGCUUCCAUUUGCAUUUCCACGGCAGUCGCUUCUAGAAUGUACGAUCCGAGGGGGGCAUGGGGCUGCUGCAGGAUCCCGAGCAUCUAGCAUUGUGCCUGCCUCAAAGUGGGCACGCAAUAAAUAUUUGUCCAAAGAAGGAGAUAAUGGAAGUGCAGAUGAAUGGACGUCUCCCCGUCUCCACCGCUGUCUCCCGAGGGCCUCUGGCCUGGCCUGGAAAAGUACUUGGUGACAGUCCAGACGCUCGGGUUUCCAGGGGCUCUUGGGUUGGUAUGGGGCCAGCUGGGCCUGGGCAGCCAGCGGACAAAGGCUAGGAUUGUG
This is a messenger RNA of Microtus oregoni (creeping vole), 1674 nucleotides long. Its product is annotated as F-box only protein 2-like. The transcript has 6 exons. Lineage: Eukaryota; Metazoa; Chordata; Mammalia; Rodentia; Cricetidae. Gene Ontology annotation, biological process: glycoprotein catabolic process; SCF-dependent proteasomal ubiquitin-dependent protein catabolic process. Gene Ontology annotation, molecular function: protein binding; ubiquitin protein ligase activity. Gene Ontology annotation, cellular component: SCF ubiquitin ligase complex; cytoplasm. Bases 202 to 1182 code for a protein of 326 amino acids. The record is from RefSeq and is a predicted model, not a curated record.